Messenger RNA from Tricharina praecox, 719 nucleotides. RefSeq lists its product as uncharacterized. Lineage: Eukaryota; Fungi; Ascomycota; Pezizomycetes; Pezizales; Pyronemataceae. The record is from RefSeq and is a predicted model, not a curated record. The transcript is spliced from 2 exons. Bases 111 to 638 code for a protein of 175 amino acids.
AGUCACCGACAAACACCGGAGCAUCAGCAGCAUGAGAUGAAGGGAUAGCACAUGCACCCGUGACCGUAUGUACAAACGUGGCGCGCAGUGACUUGCCUGUGACUGCAUCGAUGCCGCCGAAUUCUUCGUCGGUGCAAGUACUCUGGUCUAUGUUACAUGCACAGAUGACUUCCUGUUGCCAACGCUGGCAACGGACAAAAAAGCCUCUCCGCCGACCUGAGCGACCUCUGCUGCUCUGCAGCGUCCCGAAGAUUGGUUGUCCUGACUCCUUCAGGCUUCCUCCGUUUUCUGGGUGCUCGUACAAUCGUUUGCAGCGGCACACACUCAGCAGUUGGCGAGAUCCACGACAUUCCACAGCACCUAUUUACGCUACAGUGCUGCAGUGCUGCAGGAACCCGUUCGUUGUUCGAUGGCUGCGACUCUGCGAGCGAUGGCCUUGCCAACACACCCCCAUCCCCCAUCCCCCAUCCCCCAUCCCCCGGCCCAACGGCAACCGACAAAACAACGGAGAGAAAUUUCGGCAGCCUUUACCGCUUUCCUACUCUAUUCUACUUUACUAUUAUACCGGCACCCAUUUUCCGCUUGAUGGGUUUUGGUCUAUCGGAUACGAACGUCAAUAUAAACGGUCGCGGCGUUAGUUGCGAGGAUUGAUGGAUACACACCUGCCUACAUACCGGUACUUACCCACCGGGCGGCCUGGCGGCCGGGCCCCCUGUUUA